CUUGUUUUUAUUAAUGCUAUUAUACAGGAUUAAAGAGUCUAUUUUGAGAUUUUUGAUGAUCUUUCUUUUUGGUAGUGACCUGAUCUUUUCGUGAAGUUUGUUGUGGAAAUUAAGUUUCUGUAGUGCCUUAUGAGGCUUUUGUUGUUUACGGAACUUUAACUUGUUUAUUAUAAAUAUUGCUGUUGAUGAUUUUCCGGUUACAGAUCCGUAAUUGAUGAACUGAAGCAGAUCAAAGUUGUGAACAUGCGUAACAGGGAAUUAGUGCUGGAUUUAUUGCAGUCUGUUGUGGAGAUAAUUACUUAUGGUGAUAAACAUGAUCCAUCCAUUCUUGAAUGUUUCAUGGAUCGCCAAGUGGUUGCGGAAUUCGUUCGAAUGCUUGAUAUCAGUGAAAAUUCAAGAAUUGAGGCACCGUUACUUCAGUAUCUCAGCAUAAUGAUUCAAAACAUGGAUAAUGAACAUGCAAUUUACUAUUGUUUCAGCAAUGGUUAUAUUAAUAGCAUUAUUUUGCAUCCGUAUGAACUUGAUGGGGGAGACUUGGCCCCAUACUAUAUGUCUUUUCUAAGGGCUGUUAGUGGUAAAAUAAACAGAGACACACUUUGCCUUCUUGUGAAUGUACAUGGGGAUGCUGUAGUUUCCUUUCCCUUGUACACUGAGGCUCUAAGGUUUGCUCAUCAUGAGGAAAAGAUGAUUCAGACAGCAGUACGUACAAUAGCUCUCAACAUCUACAAUGGGCUCAGAUUUAUCUGUUAUCACUUCACUAUAUAUCUUAUCACGUCUUCUUCAAGUCGUUGGGGGAAGAAGCAUGAUUAACAACGUGGCUGGUGUUAUCCUGUAUCAUGUUUUAAACUUAAAUGCGAGAACUCUGAGCGAAGGGAACGCUUCUGAUAGCUCUGGUGUUAUUUCAAUUCCGAGCUGGUGUAUUGUAUUG
Messenger RNA from Arachis duranensis, 928 nucleotides. RefSeq names its product protein TRANSPARENT TESTA 9-like. The record is from RefSeq and is a predicted model, not a curated record. Gene Ontology annotation, cellular component: late endosome; endolysosome membrane. The coding region runs from base 244 to 810 and encodes 188 amino acids. Gene Ontology annotation, biological process: endosome to lysosome transport; regulation of autophagosome maturation; endosomal transport. The transcript has 7 exons. NCBI's taxonomy places the organism in Eukaryota, Viridiplantae, Streptophyta, Magnoliopsida, Fabales, Fabaceae.